This is a messenger RNA of Arachis duranensis, 2359 nucleotides long. RefSeq names its product potassium transporter 6-like. The transcript is spliced from 9 exons. Gene Ontology annotation, biological process: potassium ion transmembrane transport. The record is from RefSeq and is a predicted model, not a curated record. The coding region runs from base 68 to 2359 and encodes 763 amino acids. NCBI's taxonomy places the organism in Eukaryota, Viridiplantae, Streptophyta, Magnoliopsida, Fabales, Fabaceae. Gene Ontology annotation, molecular function: potassium ion transmembrane transporter activity. Gene Ontology annotation, cellular component: membrane.
GCUUUUUCUUUUGCCUUUAGAAGAAGAACAAUGCGAUGCCUCUUUUAGAUUUGUAAGACUACAUAUCAUGGAUCUGGAAAGUAGGAUUUUUCAAAACUCUAAUAAGCAGAAAGAAUCAUGGAGAUCAGUUCUGACACUGGCAUAUCAGAGCCUUGGAGUGGUGUAUGGUGAAAUAAGCACUUCACCACUUUUUGUGUACAGAAACACAUUCUCUGAAGACAUUGGUCACACUGACACCAAUGAAGAGAUUUUUGGCGUUCUGUCUUUGGUGUUCUGGACUUUAACAUUGGUUACUCUUGUUAAGUAUGUGUUCAUAGUGCUUAGAGCUGAUGACAAUGGUGAAGGAGGCACAUUUGCACUCUACUCUUUGCUCUGCCGCCAUGCCAGGCUUCGAUCAUUCCAUAAUUGCCAGCUGGAGGAUGAGGAGCUCUCCGAGUACCGGAGUAGCCGCUGCUUCGGCGCCGAUGUGCCGGAGAGAAGCCUUAACUGUAGGGUGAAGAACACCUUGGAGAAGCACGAGUUCUUGCAGGGUGUUCUGUUGGUUCUUGCUCUCAUUGGAACUUGCAUGGUCGUUGGUGUUGGGGUGCUUAAACCUGCUAUUUCUGUUUUCUCAGCUGUGUCUGGCCUUGAGCUUUCAGUGUCCAAGGAGCAUCACAGAUAUGCAGAAGUUCCAGCUGCAUGUUUGAUAUUGAUAGGCUUGUUUGCACUUCAACGUUAUGGUACACACAGGGUUGGCUUCAUCUUCGCCCCCAUAGUUCUUACAUGGCUUCUCUGCAUCGCCGCCAUCGGCAUAUACAACAUUUACUAUUGGAACCCUCAUGUAUACAAAGCACUCUCCCCAUAUUAUGUUUUCCAGUUCAUAAAGAAAACAAAGACAGCAGGGUGGAUGUCCCUUGGUGGAAUUUUACUAUGCAUAACAGGAUCAGAGGCCAUGUUUGCUGAUCUUGGACACUUUUCGCCAUUAUCCAUCAAGAUUGCCUUCACUGCUGUGGUUUAUCCAUGCUUAACUCUAGCAUACAUGGGACAAGCUGCAUAUUUUUCGAGACAUCACGACAUCAAACACGAGUAUGAGUUUGGGUUCUAUGUAUCUGUCCCAGGGAAGUUGAGGUGGCCUGUUGUGGUGAUAGCAAUACUAGCCGCAGUUGUUGGCAGCCAAUCCAUCAUCACAGGAACUUUCUCAAUUAUCAAGCAAUGCUCAGCACUAAACUGCUUCCCAAGGGUUAAAGUGGUUCACACAUCUUCAAAGAUUCAUGGCCAAGUUUACAUCCCUGAGAUAAAUUGGCUAUUGAUGCUGAUGUGUUUGGCUGUAACUAUUGGUUUCGGAGACAUAAGGCGUCUUGGCAAUGCAUCAGGUUUGGCUGUCAUCUCAGUCAUGCUGGUAACUACCUGCUUGAUGUCACUGGUAAUUAUACUGUGCUGGAAGCAGAAUGUUUUGCUAGCACUGGCCUUUGUUGUUUUCUUUGGAACAAUUGAGGCUGUGUUCUUCUCAGCUUCCAUUAUGAAAUUCUUUGAAGGAGCAUGGGUACCAAUUGUUAUGUCAGUUGUGUUUCUUUCAGUAAUGUAUAGCUGGCACUAUGGAACUGUAAAGAAGUAUGAAUUGGAUGUCCAUAACAAGGUUUCAGUGAACUGGCUACUGAGCCUUGGACCAAGCUUAGGCUUUGUCCGAGUUGGCGGCAUUGGGCUUGUCCACACAGAGCUAGUUUCCGGCAUUCCAGCAAUAUUCUCACACUUUGUAACCAAUUUACCUGCUUUCCACCAAGUGCUGGUGUUCCUCUGCAUCAAGCAUGUUCCAAUUCCACAUGUUAGACCCCAGGAGCGGUUUCUAGUAGGCAGAGUAGGGCCAAGAAACUUCAGAAUCUACCGGUGUAUCGUCCGAUAUGGAUACCGUGACAUCCACAAAGACGACGAUGAGUUCGAGAAAGACCUUGUAUGCAGCAUAGCUGAGUUCAUAAGAACCGGGAAUUCAAGCAAUGAGGGUGAGAAGGAUGAUCAUCAUGAUGUGAUGGCAGUUGUAGGCACAUGUUCUAGUUCUACUCAUCACAUUAUUAUGAGUGAUGAGAAUGGAACGUUAGAACACAAGGGACAAAAGAAAAAGGUACGGUUUAUUGUGCCGGAGAAGCAGAAGAUGGAGAGUGAUGCAAUGGAGGAGUUGAAGGAUUUAAUGGAAGCUAGGGAAGCUGGGGUGGCAUACAUUAUAGGACAUUCAUACAUGAGAGCCAAACCAGGUUCCAGCACUUUGAAAAAAUUGUUGGUUAAUUUUGGUUAUGAAUUGUUAAGGAAAAAUAGCAGGGCACCCUCCUAUGUACAUAGUGUACCUCAUGCAUCAGCUUUAGAGGUUUCCAUGUCAUACAAUCACUAA